Odontomachus brunneus is the source of this 2473-nucleotide messenger RNA. Its product is annotated as phospholipase B1, membrane-associated-like. Gene Ontology annotation, biological process: phospholipid metabolic process. The transcript has 8 exons. Bases 212 to 1471 code for a protein of 419 amino acids. The record is from RefSeq and is a predicted model, not a curated record. Lineage: Eukaryota; Metazoa; Arthropoda; Insecta; Hymenoptera; Formicidae. Gene Ontology annotation, molecular function: glycerophospholipase activity.
UUACGAGCAUAUACAAUAAGUUUCUCUAACGCAUUUUCUCAACAACUUUUAUCAUACAGCGAGAAUGACGUUUCAUUCUUCUUGCAUUAUUACGUCGGCACGUGGCAGGUAUCUUGGCUGAACGUCAAAGUGACCGGAACAAGGUCGUCAGUGUAUCCAAGUCUACCUGUUAAAUUUCGGUGUGAUUCUCUCUACCUCGUUGAAGGGAACGAUGUGGAAGCGGUGGCAGUUCUAUUGGAUCCUGUUGUGCUUGUGUACGGAAGGGUCGACCCAAAGAACUGAACUCGACUCGCCCAUUAAUGUAAUGAAGCUACGUAAUAUUCGAAAUUGGAUUUUCGACAUCUUCGGUAGGACAGGCACAGAAGGUGGGAGAGACAUUCAAAUGGCGAGAAAUAAACAUACUAUGCAAGAAAUCGUUCCUGACAACGUCCCGUUUCCUUGUAACAUAACAGGUGGAAGGUCGCAAGAGGUGCCGGAUUCGAUACAUAAAUUAAGGCCAGGCGAUAUCGAUGUCAUUGCCGCUAUGGGUGACUCAUUAACGGCUGGGGCUGGAAUUUUUGCGCACAAUUUAUUACAGAUUUUCGUAGAAAAUAGAGGAGUUGGUGCACUUGGAGGAGGUCAAGGCACAUGGAGGCAGUAUCUAACUCUUCCAAAUAUAAUCAAGGAAUUCAAUCACAAUUUAAUAGGCUACGCAACUGGAGACUCGUUGACAACUCAUGAGGCAUCGCAUUUAAAUGUCGCCGAAUUGGGUGCUAUGUCAGAGGAUAUGCCUUAUAUGGCGGAAGUGCUGGUCAAGAGACUUAAAAACCAUCCGAAAAUAGACGUAAAGAAGCAUUGGAAGUUAAUCUCGUUUAUGAUUGGACAUAACGACUUUUGCAGCGACAUAUGUUGGGUUUCUUCUCCUUGGUCAAUUCUCGAAAAACAUAAAACAGAUUUACUUAAGGUUUUGAGAACAUUGAGAGAUAAUCUGCCACGGACAUUGGUAUCAUUAAUUCCGCCGGUACAUCUGAAAAGUUUGAUUGGCAACCAAAAUAUAGGAAGAAGGAGUUUUCCAAAAUGUUAUCUCACAACGAAUGUUGCAUGUUCUUGUUUGUUUGGCCUUAGAUUUCAGAGUUUCUUACCAAAAUAUUAUAACAUCAUGAGACGAUGGCAAGAGUUGGAUAUAGAAAUCUCUACUUACCCGGAAUUCCAAAAAGAUGAUUUUGCAGUCGUAGCUCAACCUCUGACAUUAGAUUUGCGCUUACCACUUACUUCGAAUGGAUAUAACGAUAUGACAUAUUUCAGCAACGAUUGUUUUCACAUUACACAAAAAGCUAACGCUCAACUUGCAAAUAGUUUGUGGAAUAACAUGUUGGAGCCGAUUGGCGUUAAAACGACAUAUUGGCAGAAUCUCUUUGAGAAGUUUCUUUGUCCGACACCGGAUAGGCCAUAUUUUGCAACAUUGAUAAAUUCGGGAAGACAUUUUCAAUGAAACUAGUUGUUAGACGGUUGAAGAAUAUUUAUAUUCAAGAUGAGAGAAAGAGGGCAGAUUGCAUUAUUCAAUAAUCGAUCAAUCAAUUAUAAUGCUUAUCAAUCAAAAUGGUUUAGGUGUAGUCAACAGAGUGCUAUUAUUAUUUAAGUAUAAUGGAAAUGUGUAAUGGAAUGCCGUAAAGCGCUUUCUCACUCUUUGUAGUGUAAAACCGUACAAAUAGAAAAUAAUAAUCCCUCAUGGGCCUGUUAAGGCUUUAUAGUUAAUUUGCAAAUCGAUUCAAAUACGCGAGUUGCAUAUUUAGUAUAAUUUUCAAGAAAUAAUUGUACAAAGCAGCGAUUUAUAAUUGUAUUAUUAAUGUCCGCAGAUGUACGCACGUAUUGUAUAAAGUGAUGCAAGAGAAUGUCAAUGUAAAAAAAGAUGAGGUUUGUCAUGAUACCGCCUAGUAGUGCUGUCAUUCUUACCCACAUACUUUUUCAACUUAUCGUAUAGAGAUACAAAAGAAUAGGUAUUUUGAAUAUGUUCAAGAUUCAUGUUCAUUGUAAAAGUAAAACUCAUUGACAAACUCGAAUUUCACCCGUUUCAUUUAUAUUUAAUGUUGUCACCUAACAAUGCGGAUGAAGUGAAUAUCUCUCGCAAUUUACGAGCCAAACGUUAAGUCUCUAACACUUCGCAAAACGCACUGUCAACGCAAUCUGUCAAGAUUGGUGAAAAUCUUGCGGUAGUUUAGCGCUUGGACGACUUAGUGGCUGUUGGAUGACUUAAUGAGGAUCUUGAAAUGUGCGAAGAAUGAUUUUUUAAAAGACUUUUUGAUGCAACAAUUAUAUUUUUACUGAAAUAAACUGAAAGAGUAAAACUGUAGUGCAAAACAUUUCGUUUAUGAUAGAAAGUUCUUCAGUUCUUUUGGUAACGAAUUUUACGGCGUCGUGCAAGUUGGUUUCCUCAAUGAUAAUAAUGCGGAAUUAAUCCAAUAAAUCAUUGAUCAACAAAUGUAUAUAAUGUAUA